Molecule: messenger RNA, 2928 nt
Organism: Vitrella brassicaformis
Lineage: Eukaryota; Vitrellaceae
Source: the annotation of a GenBank genome assembly
GACGUUUCACCAUCUAUGGUGGCUUACAUGCACCGAGCUGUCAUCACGAGCGACAAGAAGGGUGGUUCAUGCAUGCACGAAAGACAUCUUAGGUAUUCCUCCCAUCACACGUCAGCCCGACGCAUGUUUCCGACAGGCCGUAUUGGCAGGAUACACACACGUUAAGCAAUGUCAUGCACUUCUCAGACAGACAUGUUAUGCAGUUUCGUCACUACCGCACGACAUCUUAGGGAGAAAGGCAAGACUAGACAUGCACAUGACAGGGAAUGCACAUGACAGGGACACACAGAACCACAUGGAUAAGGACUCCAUACAUACGUAAGCAACAAGAACCCCAAGUCACGCAGGCUAAUCAGAUUAGUCACGUGCAGACAUACAGAUAAACUUACUGCGCACACGCGCAUACAUGCAUACAUACACGCAAGCCCUCUUGGACACGAGACUAGUGACACAUUGUCUAGAAGACGCUUUUGUUAUCUAGAAACAAAUGUUCCAUCCUCUUUGCCUGAACUUGUCCUGCCUCUGCUGGUGGAACGAGGCAUGGUUGAUGACGCGCACGCUGCAGUAUGUGCGCCACGACUCGUUGCACCGACCCGCAGAGCUCCACUAGGCGCUCAGGGGGCGAUGAAUGCUUGAGGGCCAGCUUCCCAUCGCUUCCCAGCAUUAGCGCAUUCACGUCCGUAUCCGGCACAGGCGUCUUCUCUCGCCUGACACCAACCAGCCAACCACACUUCGCACGAUGAAAGGAAUGAUUGAGAGAAGAUCUGCUUGUGACGUACCAGCUGGCCACAUCCACCAACUCGACUUGCAGCCGUGUCUGAUUGUCCGCGCCAGCAACGAUUGUAAGAACCUGAUACGCGGCAAGGUUUCCUCCCUUAUCCAUCUGUCACAGAGGGAGAUUCUGCGUACCUCCAAUUUCGACCGAGUCUCACGGUACACCUGCUUGAACACACCGGACUCUUUCCCCCACUCGACAACGCGGUCUGUCGGAAAGGAAAGAAACAACACAGUGACAACAACGCGGUCGUAGUGGUAGCUGAUACGUACCCCAUUCUCGUCUGGCUUCAGCCAUGUUUGGCAGCGGAGGCGACAGCUGAGGGCGAGGCGGCUUGCCGUGUUGAGAAUCGAAACCUACGUCCAGGUGCAUCUCCCCGUGCACGUCCCCCCUGAUGAAAAAGUCGCGCAAAUAGCCUCCGUAAAUGAAUAGCUGCGUCUGAUGGACACAUACAUUUACACGUGACCGACUGCCCUUUACUGGUCUGCAUAUGUGUGCAGUAUCUGUCAUACGUACGUGGUGGGUCACAAAGUGGGCGAUGCUCCACACUGAAGCAGACACGCGGGAGUCAGACGCGAUCGAAGCCGAGUCGCGGCCGGAGUCCGCAAGCACGCUCUGUCUGUAUCCGUAGCCGGAAUCAGACGACUGGACCGCCGCAGCGAUGGAAGCCUCAGCAGCCUGGAUCGAGAGCGCGGGCGGCUCCUCGUCGACGCCACCAGUCAGUCUGGCCAUCAGGUACUUGGCUCGCCGGUCGAGGAAGGGGAAAAUCAAAGCCAGGCAGCAGAAGCCGAUCUCUUUCUGCUUCUUCCAGACCUUCGUGGUGCUCUUGACGUCGAUAGAGAGGUGCUUGAAGGUCUGCUCCAGCAUGUCGGUGACUUUCUCCUUGAGGUCAUUCAUCAACCCGUCAAUCUGGUCCUUUUCCAGACGGAUGGACGGCAGGGGAAUGCUCCCCUCCUGAAUGCCGAGAGACUCGAGGUCUUUGCUGAUCCGCUCAGUCAGACGGGCGAUGUGACGCUCGGGGGCAGUGACGACGAAAACGGUGAGCGGCUUUGCCUUCUGCCCACUGGCCGCUGCUGCGUUGCCGUCUUGCGGCCUUGCUGUCCUGGUGAUGCGAGUGAAGGCGAAGUCUCGUUCGAUCAGCGGGCGCUUGAGCUUGUCGAAGAUGAGAGAUUUCGAUUUCGGCCCGUCCACCUGCGACUCGAAACUGCCCGAUUUGUGCUGCUGUCGGAAGUCGAGUGCCUCUUGCACUCGGGCCACCACUUCCCGUCACGCGAGGCCUCCUCAAUCCACUCCUGCUCCACCGGCACAAGCCCGCUGACGAUCGCACAAUCCAUAUCCCGACGCCUGCCCAUCGACGUGUACACCAGCAGCUGACUUUGACUCGCUGCCGUCGGCACCAUGACCUUCAGAUUGGCAUCUCGAGGCCGCAAAAGCACGGCCUCACACUUGCUUCCACUGCCGCCACUCGAUUACGACAGCGGAUAGCACGCCUGGUCCGUGAAUCCCUUGCAGAAAGCCCGCCCAAGUGCUGAGAUCCGGCUGACGUCGUUGGGACUGGCACGCCCCACUCUUUCUCCACGCUCUUCGUGAGUUUCAGCACCUCGACCUCGAGCUCAGCCAUCGCCGCACCGAAUCUGUUGUACUCCCCCUCACUCAUCUCGUUUUGCUCAUAACGUUCAUAGAGGGCAAGGAGCUUUGCGCAGGUGUGCGCACACAGACAUUCAUCAUAUACACGCACUCCAAGUCCACACGUGCAUACGCAGCUUUGCACACAGAGACAUUGAUCAUACACACACAUUCCAAGUCCACACGCACUCCAAGUCCACACGUGCAUGCGCAGCUUUGCGCACAGAGACACAUUCAUCAUAUACACACAUUCCAAGUCCACACGUACAUGCACACGUGCAUGCGCAGGGGUGCGCACACAGACAUUCAUCGUAUACACCUCCAAGUCCACACCUGCAUGCGCAGCUUUGCGCACACAGACAUUCAUCAUAUACACGCACUCCAAGUCCACACGUGCAUGCGCAGCUUUGCGGACAGAGACAUUCAUCAUAUACACACAUUCCAAGUCCACACGCACUCCAAGUCCACACGUGCAUCUGCAGCUUUGCGCACAGAGACUCAUUCAUCAUAUACACACAUUCCAAGUC